Molecule: messenger RNA, 2394 nt
Organism: Dictyostelium discoideum AX4
Lineage: Eukaryota; Evosea; Eumycetozoa; Dictyosteliales; Dictyosteliaceae
Exons: 2
Coding region: 1-2394 (797 amino acids)
Source: RefSeq, a predicted model, not a curated record
AUGAAUAAUAAUAUUAAUAGUACUUAUAAUAAUAAUAAUAAUAAUAAUAAUAAUAAUAAUAAUAAUAAUAAUAAUAAUAAUAAUAAUAAUAAUAAUAAUAAUAAUAAUAAUAAUUCCAAUAAAGACAAUUAUAAUGGAUAUAAAACACCCAAGAUCCAAAACCAAAUAGUAAACCCUCAAAAUAAAAAGAAACAAUAUAUUGAAGGAAAAGCAUCAACAACACCUUUAUCAACUUCACCAACAUUAAAUUCAAAAUCAUCAUUUAAUAAUAAUAAUAAUAAUAAUAAUAACAAUAAUAAUAAUAUUAAUAAUAAUAAUAAUAAUAAUAAUAAUAAUAAUAAUAAUAAUAAUAAUAAUAAUAAUAAUAAUAAUUUUUCAGAAGAUGAUGAAUAUUAUAGUGAUGAUAAUCAAAAUAAUCAAAAUAAUCAAAAUAAUAAUAAUUGUGAAGAUUCAGAAUUAAAUAUUGAAGAAUAUUCAAAUAUAUUUAAAAAAUUAAAACAAGAGAAUAGUUUUAAUGAAAUUAUAAAUUUUACAGAGAGGGAAAUUUUGGUAUUAUGUGAAGUUUGUAAACAUUAUUUUAGUGAUUUCAAAAAGAAUAAAUUCAAUAAUUUCGAUAAAUUAUUAUUAUAUUUAGCAUUUAGUAAAGCAGGAUCAAGCACAACACACAUUAGUAAAAUGUUUAACGUUACUCAAGUUACAAUUAGUCGGGUUGUACAAAAGAUACGUAUUGUAAUUGAUCAACUUUCAAAAAGAGAUUUACCAUUUGAUAUAUUUAGACCAUCAGUUAAUGGUAUUAAUAAUAAUAAUAAUAAUAAUAAUAAUAAUAAUAAUAAUUCAAAUAAUAUUAAUAAUAAUAAUAAUAAUAAUAAUAAUAAUAAUAAUAAUCAAAAUAAUUUUAAAAUUCAAAAGAAUCCAUAUCAUAUUGGUUUAAUAGUUGAUUGUAUCACUAUUAAAACUACAAUAGCAGAUUCAAAGAAAAAGGAAUACUUUGAUCCAAUUAAUAACAUAUAUGGCAUUAAAUUUAUGGUUGCAGUUCAAUUCAGUUCACCACAUUAUUCAAUUUUUGUUUCUGCACCUUAUCUUGGUUCAACACCUGAUCUAACCAUAUUUAAUCAACAAAAACAUAAUCUAUUAAACUAUCUUCAAAAACAAGAUACACCUUCAGAAAUUGAUCAAACUGGUAAAUUUAAAUCAUGGGCAAUUUUAACUUUAUUCGAUCCUCAAACAGGUUCCUCAUUACCUUAUUCAAAUUAUUAUAAAAAUGUUAAUGGUAUGGUUCAAAUAGUUAAUCAAAAUCAAAAUCAAAAUAAUCAAAAUAAUCAAAAUAAUCAAAAUAGUCAAAAUAAUCAAAAUAAUAACAAUCAAAGUAAUUAUUGUAAUAAUAAUAGUUUACCAUCUAGUGCAACAACUACACCACCAUUAAAUUCACAAAAUUAUAAUAAUAGUAAUAGUAGUAGUAGUAGUAAUAUACAGGAAUAUACAAUGACGACGACCAUGAUGACGGCAACGACGGCCACAAUGACAACUACUACAACUACAAAUACAAAUUCAAAGUGUAUUGAUGAAAUGAGAAUAAUAAAUAUAAAUGAUAAUUUAAAAGAAUUUGAAUCACAUAGGAUGACAAUUGAUAAAUAUUUUGGUAGAUUAUAUGGGUUAUGGGGAAUUACUGGUAAUUAUCGGUUGGAUCAACGUUUCAUUGAAAUCGAUUUUAAAAAUUUACAAUGGUUAACAAAUGUUCAUAUUCAAAAGAAAGAUUUAGAUAAUGACGAUUUAACUUUUUUUUAUCAAUUUAAAAAGAAUUUAUUUGAAUCUGAUAAAAGAAUUACAAAAAGUAGAAAAAAAGAUAAAAAAGUAACAAGUCCACAACAAAGAAGACAAUCAAAUAGAAAUCAUGAUAUUAAUAAUAAUAAUAAUAAUAAUAAUAAAAAUAAUAUUAAUAUUAAUAUCAAUAAUAAUAAUAACAAUAAUAAUAGCAAUAAUAAUAAUAGCAAUAAUAAUAAUAAUAGCAAUAAUAAUAGUAAUAAUAAUAAUAAUAAUGGAAAUAGUGAUGGAAAUAAUAAUAGUGAUAACAGUAAAUAUAAUAUUAAUAAUAUUAUUAAUAAAAACAACAUCAAUAAUAAUAAUAAUAAUAACAUAUCUUCAUCUACAACCACCUCAACUUCAACUACAUUUCAAAAUCAUUCAUUUGAUGAUGAAGAGUAUGAAGAUGAAUCAUAUGAUACCUCUGAAUAUGACGAUGGUGAAUUAAUUUUUGAUGGAGAUGAUGAAGAUAAUAAUUUUAAUAAUAAUUAUAAUAAUAAUAAUAAUAAUAAUAAUAAUAAUAUAGAAACAAAUAGAAAUAAAAAUGAUGAUCCUCGUGAAGAUACUGGUCCAUUUAAAAAAAGAAAAUUUUAG